This is a messenger RNA of Saccharomycodes ludwigii, 2841 nucleotides long. It is a transcript of the gene SPC110, whose product is annotated as Spc110p. The coding region runs from base 1 to 2841 and encodes 946 amino acids. The transcript has a single exon. The record is from RefSeq and is a predicted model, not a curated record. NCBI's taxonomy places the organism in Eukaryota, Fungi, Ascomycota, Saccharomycetes, Saccharomycodales, Saccharomycodaceae.
AUGUCUCCCUCUGGCACAACUUUUGUUACUCAGACUCCUGGUGACUCAAAAAGGAAAUCUUUAAACAAUUUUGAAUUUACUCCAAUUGGUUUUAAGAAGAACACACCAACUUCUCAAGGUAAAGAACAAAACAAUAACGAUGACCAUUCGGAUAAAAAUAAGACUAAUAUUGACGAUAUCACAAAAUCCCCCCCAAGAUUUAGAAUCACGGAACAAAAUAAAAGAUUUAAAUUAGGUAAAGCAAGGAGAACAACCAGAUCGGAUAUUGAUAGUGAAUUUGAUGAAAUAGAAGAAGAAAAAGAAGAUGAAGACAAUUAUGCUAGGAAUGGUAUUAACAAUGAUGAAAGCAAAAAUAAUACCGAACAAUUAUUUCAGGACUCAUCUUUUGAACAAGAAAAGACUAACCUUAAUAUAUCCAUGAAUAACCUGAAAAUACCCAGUAAUACAAAAAAUAGUACGAAUACCCACUCAAACAUAUUUUUAUCAAAUAACAAGGAAAACGAAAAUGAUGAAGAAACCAGCCCCCAUUUACACAAGGAUAAUACUAAACUAUCUAACCCUUUAAGAGAACAAGAAAAUAAAUUGCGCUCAUUGGAGUUGGAAAACUAUACAUUAAGAGUUAAAGUUAAUUCUUUAUUGAAAUUUUUAAACAAUGUUGAUGAUAAGGGGAAUAUAUCUAAGCAGUUAUCGAUUUUAGAUGAAUUAAAUGAUUGGAAAUCGAAAUAUUUUUUAGUUCAUAGAGAUUUGAAAGAUUUAAGAUUAGAACACGAUAGUUUUACCAAAAAAUUUGAAAACAAUACUGCCAAGGAGAAACAAGAACAAAAAGAAGACGAACUCAAGUUGCAAAAAGAAUUGGAUAAACUAAAACAAAGCCAUACUGAACAACUUAGUACUCUAGAAAAAACAAUAAAAGAGUUAAAUGAUAAAAUAAAGCUUUUAUCAAGUGAAUUACAAAAUAAGAAUGGCACAAUUAAAGAACUAAACACUCAAUUGGAGACGGUUUCAAAAGAAGAUUUUAAUAAAUUAACCAAGUCACAAGAUUUAAAUGUCAAGAAACUAAAACUAAAACAAAAUGAAAUAGAUUCUUUGUUAAAUGAAUUAGAAAUUAUGAAAAAUAAAUCUGAAAGGGAACAGAACGAUCAGUUGACGGCUUUGGAAAAUGAUAAAAAAAAGUUGCAGCGCAAAAUUGAACAAUUGAUUGAAAAGAUAGCUAUGUUAGAAAAUACCAACACAGAUUUGGAAAAAUCAGGUAAAAGUACAGCAUCUGAAUUACAGCAAAAAAUGUUAGAAAAUGAAAAGUUAUUAAAAAUUCAGUUUGAAAAAAAAAUAGAUGUAUUGAAAGAAUCUAAAAAUAAAGAAAUGGCAAGUUUGCAAGGGAAAGUAGACGAACUGCAGACUCAGUUACAAGAUCAAGUUUCAAAAAAUUUAGAGCUAAACACCAAACUACGAUCAUUAAAAGAAACAAUAGAAAGGGGGAAAAAUGAUUUGGAGAAAUUAGGCCGAUUGGAGAAUGAUUUGAUAAAUGCAAAUUCAAAUGUUUCAAAACUAAAAACUGAAUUGAAGGAUACUAAAUCGAAAUUCCAACAGUUAUUAGAUAAUAAAAUAGAAGAACUAACUGAUUUGAAGUUUGAAAAUAAACAAAAUUUGUCGGACAAAGUAUUUUAUCAAAAUGAAUUAGAAGAUAAAAGCAAAGAAGUGAAAAUUUUGCAAGAAAAAUUGGCAAAUGUAUCCAAGUUUCAGGAUAAUAAUAAAGAGUUGGAAAGUUAUAAAAAAAAAAUACAUUCGCUAACGUUGGAAGCCGAUGCUAUAAAAGAUGACUUGAACCUGGAAAGGGAAUCUACAAAUAGAUUACAAAGAUACUGGGAAAACAAAUAUAAUAUUUUAAAGGAAGAAAAUGAUGCCUUGACUAGGGACAAUACCGAGUCGAAUAAACAAAGGUUGAACGAUUUGAAUGAUUUACAGAAUGACUUGGAAAAAUUGCGUCAAAGAUGUAAUGACAUGGCUAUGGAAAAAUUAACUUUGUCACAAACUUUAAGAGAUACCACUAAGGAAAAUACUCGUUUGAGACAAGAUAUUAAGGAUGUCAAUCAAAAAUUGAACUAUGUAACAUCUGAAUUUGUGAAAUUGCAAGAUUCUUUUGCUGCAGCCAGUAAUAAUGUUGAUAGUCAGGCUAGUUUGGAUAAUUUAAAACUAAUAGAAAAGUAUAAGAAAAUGAAAACCAACUUUUUACAAGAAAUCAAAAGUUUACAAGAUGAAAAUUUAGCCCUAGAAAAGGAACUUAUCAUGUUACAACAGAACCAACAGAAUAUGCCGUCUAUGGAUAAUACCUAUGGGUAUGGUAAUGAUAAUAACAUUUUAAAAGAUACAUUAGAUUAUUAUAAACUAAAAUACCAUAAAGAGGUGAAUUCAAAUAAUGAUCUACGAGUUAUGAACGAUUACUUAAAUAAUGUUUUAAAAGCAAGCACUACCAAAGUGAGGAUGGAUUUGCUAAAGGCAGAAAACCAAAUGGAUACCGAUGAUGAUAUAAAUCAACGCGAGGCAUAUUCUGAAAAUUAUUAUGAGCGUAAUUACGGUGAUAACACUUUAUACAAUCAACCAGAAACUUAUCUAAAACGAACAACACCCAUUAAUUACAAUAAUUCUUAUCCAUAUGGUGCGAAUAAUCUUUUUAAUACAAAAAUUAACAACAAAAGGCAAUAUUUAAGAAGAAAAUUAAAGAUACCAUUUUUAGUUGCAUUGGCCUGUAUUAGGUUUAAGAAUGUAGCCAUGAAGAAAAAAUACGAUGAUCAAAGAAUUUUCAACCUAAAAGCAAAAAUUGAGAAUAGUAGAAUGACUUGGUAA